AUACUGGCCAUUUAAAUGAGCGGCCUCAAAUGGUUGAAUUACCCACCGCACAAACACCCAGGCCUGCCCGCCACAGCUCUCUCUCCCUCCCUCUCUCGAAUUUUAUCUACGCGUUUCAACCUGAAUUCACAGUCUGUAAACCCUCAAUCCAUGGCCACAUCGACGACCGGCGAUGGCUCCGGCAAGAAGAUUAGGAAGCCGUACACCAUCACCAAGUCCAGAGAGAGCUGGACCGAGGAAGAGCACGACAAGUUCCUUGAAGCACUUCAGCUGUUUGACCGUGACUGGAAGAAAAUUGAAGAUUUUGUGGGUUCAAAGACAGUAAUUCAGAUUCGAAGUCAUGCCCAAAAGUACUUCUUGAAGGUCCAAAAGAAUGGGACAAUCGCACAUGUGCCUCCUCCUCGCCCUAAGCGAAAGGCGUCUCAUCCUUACCCACAAAAAGCAUCCAAAAAUGUUUUGGUGCCACUACAAGCAUCCAUGGCUUAUCCUUCUUUGCUAAAUAAUCUUGCACCAGGAUAUUCUCCGUGGGAUGACACUUCCAUGCUGAUAAAUGCUUCAUCAAGCAAAAUUGUGACAUCACAUGAUGACUUAACUAGUCUUCAUGGAACUGAAGCUGAUAUCGCAUCAAAGGUGGCAAGGAUUAGUAACAGUGGUUUUAGUGGCAUUGGAAGCUCAUGUAUAACACUUCCAUGUUCUGAAAUACCAAAGCAAGGGAAACAAGCUUCUAUGCUUCAUGGUAUACCAGAUUUUGCUGAAGUUUAUAGCUUCAUUGGGAGUGUUUUUGAUCCAGAAACCGAUGGCCAUGUGCAGAAGCUCAAGGAAAUGGAUCCCAUAAAUUUUGAAACUGUCGUGUUGUUGAUGAGAAACCUCACUGUUAACUUGACUAGCCCUGAUUUUGAGCCAUAUAGGAAGGUCCUGUCAUCAUAUGACAUCAAUAGCAGAACAGGAGUUACUGCUGGAUUUGUUGCCAAGAAGCAGACCAGCGAUUUAUCCUGUUGAACUGUAAGUUGGUGGAAUUUAAUGGAAUUUCUCCAUUUCCGUAGCUGGCACCAUUAGACUACAGGUGCAAUAGGUUCCUAAUUUGCACUUGCUCUGAAUCUGAAAGUUCAAGAAUGUGACUAUAUAGCUGUAGCCAAAAGAGUGUUAAGCGAUGCUGAUGGAAGAACUUUCAGUUCAUCUUCGAGGUCCACAAGGACCUUAAUGUCCAGUGGCCUCAAUGGGAAAGGUUUUUUUGCUAUUCUAUUGAUUUGGCCUUCAACUAAAGCUGUCUGUAUAUCUUUGUGAGAAUUUCUUUGGUUGUAGUCUCUCUUAUACAUAUAUAUAUGUAUGUAAGAAUACCAUUUCUGAUAUGUAGGAUUGUCUUUCUAGAAGUGUAACCUCAAGAAUUUAUGUAUAUUAAUUGUUGUUUCA
Messenger RNA from Juglans microcarpa x Juglans regia, 1410 nucleotides. Its product is annotated as protein REVEILLE 8. Lineage: Eukaryota; Viridiplantae; Streptophyta; Magnoliopsida; Fagales; Juglandaceae. Gene Ontology annotation, molecular function: DNA binding. The record is from RefSeq and is a predicted model, not a curated record.